GCACGCCGGGCGGUUGCCGGGGUGACGCGCGAGGCCUGGCGGGCCGGGGGCGCGAUGGCGGCGGCGGCGGCGCGGUCGGAGGGUCCCCCGCUGCCCGGCCCGCCGGGGGGCCGCCCGCGGCCCGUCUGCUCGCGGCCCUACUUCCUCGUCCUCAUGGUCUUUGCCCAUCUCUACGUCCUCAACGUGCUGGGGCUGCUGCUCUUCGUGCACCUCAGCGCCGGCGAGGCCGGCGGGCCGCCCGCGGCCCCCCCGCCGCCGCCGCCGCCGCCCGCCCGCGCCCUCCCGCGCCUCGAGGGCAUCAAGGUGGGCCACACGCAGCGGGUGGAGCUGGUGCCCGGCAGGGUCCACGCCGUGCGCACCCUCAGCCUCAAGCCGCUCCUCUUCGAAAUUCCCGACUUCCUGACGGAGGAAGAGUGCAAGCUCAUCGUCCAUCUGGCACAGCUGAAGGGGCUGCAGAAGAGCCAGAUCCUACCAACGGAUGACUAUGAGGAAGCCAUGGAAAUGAUAGAAAUCAGCCAGAUGGACAUUUUCAAUCUGCUGGACCACAAUCAGGAUGGGCAGCUGCAGCUCAAAGAGGUGUUGACCCACACCCGGCUUGGGAACGGCAGGUGGAUGACCCCCGAAAACAUCCGGGAGAUGUACACUGCAGUCAAGGCUGAUCCUGAUGGGAAUGGUGUGCUGAGUUUGGAGGAGUUCAAACGAUUGAAUAUCCGUGAUUUCCACAAGUACAUGGGAAGCCAGAAAGUGAAGAUGAGUGACUUGGUGCGCAACAGCCAGCACACCUGGCUGUACCAGGGCGAGGGGGCACACCAGGUCAUGAGAGCCAUACGGCAAAGGGUAAUGCGCCUGACUCGCUUGCCCCCCGAGAUUGUGGAGCACAGCGAGCCCCUCCAGGUUGUGCGGUACGACCAAGGAGGGCACUACCAUGCCCACAUGGACAGUGGCCCCGUCUUCCCCGAGACCGCCUGCAGCCACACGAAGCUGGUCGCCAAUGAAAGCGCUGCGUUUGAGACCUCCUGCCGGUAUGUGACAGUGCUGUUCUACCUGAACAAUGUGACUGGGGGAGGUGAAACAGUCUUUCCUAUAGCUGAUAACAGGACAUACGAAGAGAUGUCUUUGAUCCAGAACGACGUUGACCUGCGAGAUACUCGGAAAAACUGCGACAAGGGCAAUUUGCGAGUGAAACCUCAGCAAGGCACUGCUGUCUUCUGGUACAACUACCUGUCAGACGGAGAAGGCUGGGUGGGGGAGCUGGAUGACUUUGCCCUGCACGGGGGCUGCCUGGUCACCCAAGGCACCAAGUGGAUUGCCAACAACUGGAUCAACGUGGACCCCAACCGCCGGCGGCAGCUGCAGUUCCAGCAGGAGAUGGAGCGCUACGCGGGGGCCGAGGCCGGGGCCGGAGCCCCGGGCGAGUGGACAGUGGAUAAAGCCUACAGCGGGGUGCACCUGGAGCUGUAGGGUCGGGGGGGACGGGGGACGGACAGACACGGCGGAGGGGCCCGGCCGCGCGCACGUGGCCUUUUCCCGCGCUGGGCGGAGGGGCGGGGCCGCGGGCCACGUGCGCGGCCGGGCCGCGUUGCGCGCCAAUAAAGCGUGGAGACACGGG
Molecule: messenger RNA, 1609 nt
Organism: Harpia harpyja (harpy eagle)
Lineage: Eukaryota; Metazoa; Chordata; Aves; Accipitriformes; Accipitridae
Gene: P4HTM
Product: prolyl 4-hydroxylase, transmembrane
Exons: 9
Coding region: 55-1461 (468 amino acids)
Biological process (GO): peptidyl-proline hydroxylation to 4-hydroxy-L-proline
Cellular component (GO): endoplasmic reticulum
Molecular function (GO): calcium ion binding; procollagen-proline 4-dioxygenase activity; iron ion binding
Source: RefSeq, a predicted model, not a curated record